AGUCGACGUUACGGCGCAUAUAGGUGAUCCAGGUAAAUCGUGUAAAAAUUUGUAUUCGGAACUUCCUAAUCGCUGUUUAAAUUCACAUCGACGACCCAACUCGAGAGGUCAAGAAUGGAUUGGAACGGAUAUGACAUAUGAGUACCAUAAUGGCGGAUUACAGCGAACUACAGUGCGGUGGUUUGGCGAUGAAGGUUUUCUCCUCUUUGAGGUCCCUUCAUCGCAUUUUUGCACUCGUAAUACAUGAAUCGAGUGACAACGGUUAAUGGCUGAAUUAUCAACCGUAUCUGUUGAGAGUGAAUAAAGAUUAUCUUUAUACCCUUCUCACGCAUGGUGUUCUCAAGCACUACACAUGAUCGCGCAUUUUAACGCGCGAUGCAUGAAGUGUCGCUGUGAUUGCGAGCAGUACGAAAUCAGAUGUUUGAGAAAUGAUAUUGAAUUAAACAAAAGGAUAAUUAAAAAUUACAUCAAUGGAUUGGACCAGGAUAUCGUUGCUUCUGUGCGUUUUUGGAUUUUUGAAAGAAUUCAGACCCUCUGAACCAUUUGUCACUGAAUAUUUAACUGGACCCUGGAAGAAUUUCACCGAGCAACAGGCUUACCAGGAAAUAUAUCCAGUAGGUACAUAUUCGUACUUAACAACGCUGGUUGCAGUAUUUUUAUUGACAGAUUUUGUGAGGUACAAGCCCGUCAUCAUACUAUGUGGGCUUGCAGGAAGUUGUACAUUCAUCAUAAUGAUCUCAGCCCAAACUAUAUGGGGUAUGGAAAUUGUCCAAUUUUUUUAUGGUCUGUUCCAAGCAACAGAAGUCGCUUAUUAUACAUACAUCUAUGCAAAAGUUAGCAAAAUUCAUUAUCAAGAAGUCACAAGUCAUGUAAGAAUGGCAAUAUUAUUGGGACGGUUUACUGCAAGCGUUGCGUCACAGCUGAUAGUAUCUUUCAAUAUGCUUGAUUAUGGCCAGCUCAUAUAUCUCACAAUAACAGGUAUUGUUACUGCAACACUGUGGACAUGUUUUUUACCAUCAGUGGCUCAAUCUAUUUAUUUUCAUCCACCACAAGAUUCUCUACCAAGUGUCUCGUCCACACAUAGACAUAGAAUUUCAGCAAGUGAAUUAGAACUAGAGGACAAACAAAUAUCCAAUCCUCAUCAGGUCUUAGAAAAUAAAAAUCUUAAAGAAGUUCCUUACGAGACCCUCAGGGCUAAAUUUCGAAACGCCUAUCAUCUACUUUGGAGACAUUUUUUGUUAGCAUACUCAGACUUCCACGUACUCAAGUGGUCGAUAUGGUGGGCUUUUGCUACCUGUGGCUAUGUGCAAGUCAUCACCUAUGUACAAUUACUUUGGCAAAACUCAAUAGUGGAAGGAGGCAAGUAUUAUAAUGGAGCCGUUGAGGCAAGUCUGACUAUCCUAGGUGCAUUAGCAGCAUUUGGCAUCGGAAAGCUGAAACUAAACUGGCCAAUGGUUGGAGAGACAAUAUUAUCAUUUUUUGCAUUAAUGCAAGGAAGCUUGCUAGUUAUCGCAGCACAAACAUACAGCCUGUGGUUAUCUUACAUUGCAUAUAUCUUGUUUGGAGUCAUGUAUCAAGGGAUGAUCACGGUUGCAAGCUCUGAAGUUGCUAAGAAAUUAUCGGAGGAUAGCUAUGGAUUGAUAUUUGGGUUGAACACGUUCUUGGCCACUCUUCUGCAAAGUGCACUGACUUUUGUAGUGACCGGUGGCCAGGUUCUCAAUCUGACAAUCAGAUUACAGUACCUUGUUUAUGGAGGAUAUUUCCUCAUUUUGGGUGGAGCAUUCAUGCUGAUGGCAAUAAUUACCAUAGUGGAAAAUCAGAGAAUUGGUCAACGGUUUCAACUGUGGCAAGUAUGUGAGGAUAUUCGCCGUUCAUCGUAGUAGAAAUUAAACUGUAACAAAACAUAAUAUUAUACAGAUCUACAAAAUUUUAUCUGUUUGUACAUUGUUAUACAGUGUAGACACUGGCAACUUGCUGAGGUUCGCAUAACUCACUAAAAUUAGACUGAAUUUUUUUUGUGGAAAUGUAAAUAGGUAGAUUUAUAUUUAUUGUUACUUGAUCUGUCCUGGGCAAUCUAUUUCAUAGUUAACGCAUAACUUCAUUUUCAAAUAAUAAUACUUUCGAUAUAGGUCUGAAGAAAAUAACAGGUAUUAAUUUCAGUAUCAGGAGAAGUUUUCAUCAUUUUUAUUAUUAAUGUAUUGAUGAGAUGUUCUUAUUGUUAGUCAUGCCUUGUAUGUACAUACGUGAGACUAGUGAUGAAUAUUUGAUAGGUAUGUACAGUGCGUAGUUUGUAAAAGAAAAUUAAUAAUUUUUCUAUCGAGGUUACUGGUUUGUUUAUAAACAUUUUAGAGUCUAUCUAGUUAUUGUGAAAAAUGUUUCCAAUUGAAAUAAUACUAUUAGUUAUAGUGUCGAAUUUUCUGCAUUUUUGAUUAUCCCAACUGCCCCAAAUAUACCAACGAAGAAACUUCCAACGAUACCUUAGAAAAAUCAUCCUGUUUCUAUGCAAUGGCUCUAGUUUGUGCCUAAUGAGACGAAGUGUCUACGAAGUGGCUCGCCGUGUGGACUGCUGUGAUAUAAACCGUAAAAUCAAUACAAAGAAUCAUUCGAAAAGCGGGAUGAUUAGCAGUUAGCGAUUAAUUUAUGAGAAUAAGAGAAAAAGCAAAUAGAUGAAGAGGAUGCGAAAAGAAUUGUCCAGAUGACCCAAGGUUGGAAAGAAAAGUGUGCGCGCACCGCAUUAUAGAUGAGAAAAAGCGUGGGGAUGUACAGCGGUCCUGGCGGUCUGAACAUUUUAAGGGGGAAAUCCUGAUUUGGAAGAUCCAGAAAAAAUCAUUUCUUCUUUGUUUAUUGCCUAAGUGGAUGGAUAAACUAUCCAGGAAUAUAUUCACAAAAUCCUAUCGACUCGAAUCAAAGUUCGUUUUCGUCAGUAUUGAAUUCUCCUUCAUGUAAACUAAUAAAAUUGUUAAAAAAUUUUUGUAGAUAACUUCUACGGCACGGUAAAUUGAUUAUUUUGUAUUAAAAAUACACAUUUUCCUUUUCAAAUCUGAAAAA
This is a messenger RNA of Athalia rosae (coleseed sawfly), 3048 nucleotides long. Its product is annotated as thiamine transporter 2. Lineage: Eukaryota; Metazoa; Arthropoda; Insecta; Hymenoptera; Athaliidae. Gene Ontology annotation, cellular component: plasma membrane. Gene Ontology annotation, biological process: transmembrane transport; vitamin transport. Bases 471 to 1880 code for a protein of 469 amino acids. The transcript is spliced from 7 exons. Gene Ontology annotation, molecular function: vitamin transmembrane transporter activity. The record is from RefSeq and is a predicted model, not a curated record.